This is a messenger RNA of Botrytis byssoidea, 1380 nucleotides long. RefSeq lists its product as uncharacterized. NCBI's taxonomy places the organism in Eukaryota, Fungi, Ascomycota, Leotiomycetes, Helotiales, Sclerotiniaceae. Gene Ontology annotation, molecular function: protein binding. Bases 1 to 1380 code for a protein of 459 amino acids. The record is from RefSeq and is a predicted model, not a curated record. The transcript has 2 exons.
AUGUCUUCAUCAAACAAACUCAAUGGCACAGAUCGUCUCUCUAAACUUUUUGGAAACAUCGUUGUGGCCAACAACAAUGAUGUUCAGAGUAUGAAUUCAGUUUUCGGUGCCAUUAGGCGAGAUCGAGAAGCAGCAGCAGCAGCAGCCGCUGUCACUCAACCGGCUCCAAAGGCUGCACCCGUAGCUGAAGAAAGUAGAAAAGACCUUGGAAACGCCCAGGAUGUCAAUUUUGCGAUGAGUAGGGUUAAUGGGAAGAUCCUUUCCCAACAAAGACGCCAUGAGAAGCCCAUCACCAGAAGUAUGGACAAUGAUAAAUUCAAGCCUUUCAAUGACGAGGACGCAGGAAAGACUCCCAGUGCUGCUCAUGCUCCAAGGAAAUUACUCCAAGAGAAGGUGAUCACCAGAGAAUUAUUCUCUUCCCAUCUCUUCGAGAUCAAACCCACCAUGGGAGGAAAACAACUCGGCAUGUUCGCUACUGAGCCCAUUCCCAAGAACACCGAGAUCCUGCGCGAAGCACCUCUCAUCCUUGGGGGUGCCACUUGGCCCGGCCGCGAAGCAGCAUAUAACAUGCUUCAACCCUCCAAGAGGGCGAUCGUCGAUUCUCUUUCCAGCAUAUGCUAUUGCGGAAAGAAACCUGAACUCUGUCUCGAGACACCGCUGAUGAAACUUUGGGCUGUCAAUUCCUUCGAGAUGAAUCCUUUUCUCCAAGCUGGCGAUACAGCGAACAACAAUCAUAUUUAUGAUAAAGCGUGUCGAAUCAAUCAUGCUUGUGUACCCAACUGUUCUCGUGCUUUCAAUUCGGAACAUAGUGUUUCGAUCCGGGCUAUGCGGGAUAUAAAGCAGGGACAAGAAAUCACCAUAAACUAUGGGGUUUAUGGUACAGCCACUUUUCGAGCAACUAAUAUUUCUGAAAGAUGGAAAUUCGUCUGUACCUGCAACGCAUGUAUGAAGAAACAAUUUGUCCCAGAGACCGGAUAUGCGGAGUACGCGCACAACAAGAGACUACUCUGUUUCGAGCGCCCACAGCUCAUUCCACUUGGGGCCGAGACACCCGAAGAAGCGGCAUUAUCUGAAGAAAUCAUCGAAUGGGCAGAUAUGAUUGAAGAUGAUAUUCUUAAGGCCGAAGCAUAUUGGUAUGCGCAUACCGAUGAACUGGUCAGCAGAGGAAUUGCUCGACUGCGAUUCACUCCGGAGUGGAAGGAUCUAAAUGAGUCGCCGACUAGAAACUUCUUAGUUAGUGGACACGAGAAGUUUCUGAGGGAGAAUAAUAAGUAUGAUCUGUCUGAUAAAGUCAUUGAGUUGUACAUCUGGCGCGCUACCAAGGCUUUGCGGGCAGAGGUUGAUCGCUGCCAUUCCAUGUUCAUGAGGAAGCAUUCGUGA